Molecule: messenger RNA, 600 nt
Organism: Peronospora matthiolae
Lineage: Eukaryota; Oomycota; Peronosporomycetes; Peronosporales; Peronosporaceae
Source: the annotation of a GenBank genome assembly
AUGGGCAAGUCCUUUAACAACGCAGUCGUAGAGCAGGAAAUCACGAAACUGCGCGCACAAUUGUACCAAAGUGCCCAUGACGCCAUGACCUACUUGGACGCAUUAAAGCACGACCUUGUAGCGUACGAUCGUCUGCAUCACUUGCACCAUUCAAAAUCAGUGACGGUGUUUUUCAGCGAUGGUCUUGACCACGCCAAAGAUGCCGUGAAAGCACUUAAGCACGUGGCUGAUCACAUUCACAAAGACGCUCGAGCAAAUGAAUCCCUCACGGUUCGCAGAGCCAUGGAGCAGGCGUUUAAUACGCUGGCGGAUCUGCACAAGGUGGCAAACGCUUACGAUACCGAGCACCGGGCAACCGCUGGCAAGAACACGACGACUUCCGAAACGGCAGAGUGGCUCGUGAGCACUACUCGAGACGCAAAGUUUACGGGCUUUGCCCCGUUACAGAAGCAGAUCGUGGCGGUUCAGUUGGCUACCCAUGAGAUUGAGAAACCCUCGAUCACGGCACUGGCGAAAGAGGCUGUGCACAAUGCAGUGAGCAAGAUUGAGGACAAGAUGAAGGGCGAGGACAGACAAGUGCAUUCUGCCACUAGCGCGUAA